Messenger RNA from Pseudomyrmex gracilis, 1958 nucleotides. Its product is annotated as elongation of very long chain fatty acids protein AAEL008004-like. The record is from RefSeq and is a predicted model, not a curated record. Gene Ontology annotation, molecular function: fatty acid elongase activity. Gene Ontology annotation, cellular component: endoplasmic reticulum membrane. Gene Ontology annotation, biological process: fatty acid elongation, polyunsaturated fatty acid; sphingolipid biosynthetic process; fatty acid elongation, saturated fatty acid. NCBI's taxonomy places the organism in Eukaryota, Metazoa, Arthropoda, Insecta, Hymenoptera, Formicidae. The transcript has 4 exons. Bases 87 to 902 code for a protein of 271 amino acids.
GAUUUGUAAAUACUUUCUUUCAACUUCUAGACACAUAGAAAUUAUUUCAGAAAAUUAUUUGUAUAUUGUGAGCAGAUAAUCAUAAAAUGAGUGUUACUAGUGUGUACAAUUAUCUUAUGAUCGAAUUAGCAGUUCCGAUCACACGUAAAUGGGCGUUAGUAGAAACGCCUUUCACAGUAAUCAUGAUAACUUCUGCUUAUUUGUAUUUUAUACUUUACGCCGGACCAAGUUACAUGAAGAAUCAACAACCAUUUAACUUAAGAACCUUUAUAUUAUUUUAUAACGUAUUUCAAAUUCUUGGUAAUGCGUGGAUGGUACACAGUCACAUAUCUGCUGGCUGGUUUACUGAAUAUGGUAUAAAAUGUACUAAUAAUAAUGAUCCAAUAAGUACAAAUAGUUUUAAGCUAAUAACUAUUUCAUGGUGGCUAUUAAUAUUAAAACUAAUUGAUUAUAUCGAAACGUGUAUAUUUGUUUUACGGAAAAAACAGAACCAAGUUUCUACUUUGCACGUGUAUCAUCAUGUGUCUAAUGUCUUUUUUGAAUGGGUUUUCCUCAAGUACAUAGUGGAACCCAGAUUGACAUUUAUAAGUUUACUUAAUUGUUUUAUACAUAUUAUCAUGUACACAUAUUACUUCAUUGCAGCAUGGAGCACAGCCAUGCAACAAAAAGUAUCUUUUAUUAAACCUUAUAUUACGAAAAUACAAAUGACGCAGUUUAUUGCGAUGAUAUGCUACGGACUACAGAUUGUUCUAAGUUCAGAAUCCACAGGACUACAAAGAUCAAAACCAAUGACAUUCGUAUUUCUUUUCAACGUAAUACUAUUACUAUACUUAUUUUAUGACUUUCAUAAAAAGACAUAUGGCAAAAAACAGAAACAGAAAACUGCUAAACACGAAGAAUAAAAUUUAUUAAUCUAAUUGUGGUAAGACAGAGCGUGUCUGAACAAGUUGCUGGAUGUAUUUAAAAUAAAAUUUAUAUACCAUAAAUAUCUGUCUACAAAUUAGACACUGUAUAUAUACAGAGUAUCUGAAAACUUCCGACACAGUCAAAGUGUGAAGAUAAAUUGGGUCAAUCUAAACAGAAAAUAAUAUUUACCAUUUCGCUGCUAAAAUUUGCAAUACGUAUUGAGUUAUUAAUUAAUGAAUGUGAGUCCGUAGGAAGCAAUGGUCCGAACUCUUGUAGGCGUGUGUGAUUUUUAGUCGUAUCGGCAUGAACAUUAGCUGAUUGCAAGAAACUGUGUCACACGCCGUUCGCGCUUGCUGUUUGCUUCGCCUCUUGUUGCUAAGACAUAAUUUACAUUAUUUUUUUUACUAAUGAAAAUACAUGUCUACAGAAUUCAGAUCAUCAACUUCUUACACGCUCAUAGGCUUUCAUUCAUUAAUUAAUAAACUCAAUAAAUAUCGCGAAGUUUGACUGCAAAUUGCUAAAUGACUUUUUCUGUUCAGAUGUAACUUACUCCAACUUCAUAUUUUGUCUGUGACAAAAUUCUUUCGACACUCUGCAUAUUUGUUAAAUUUCACAUUUAAUAUAUAACCAAAUAAUUUUUAUUAUAAUUUUUAUAUUAAAUAUUCCUUUAUAUAUAACUACCUAAUCAUAUGAAAGUUUUGAAUUUCAAUAAAGUAACGAUUAAAACGAAAUUAAAAUGCUGGCUGGAAACUGCUGAAAUUAACUGAAGUUUCGAGUUUUUCUUAACGUGUAAUAUAUACGGUUAAUAUAUGACUAAAUAGGUCCCUAGUUGUGGUGAAAGAUGUGGAAAGACAGCUCGUCUUGUACAUAAUAAUGCUGAUAUUGUUCAGUUUCUUUAAAAAUUUUUUCUUUUUCUGUUUAUCUCUUAUAUUUGUUAUUUUUUCUGGGUGUUUUUUUCUUUUAGCUGCUACAUAAUUUUGUAAUUUAGCAACCUGCCUAUGUACAGGUAACUUGGUUUACCUCUAUAGGAUUUACAAUGUUGUAAAUAUGGG